AUGCCGCCGGCCGCCGCCUGGCUGUACAUUGAAUGUGUCUCUUGGCAGCCAACUGUGGCGAGGGAGGUGCAGACGCCCCUCGGCCCUGCGGCGGUCCAAUCCAUCGAUGACACACAGCCUAUCAUGAAUGUCCCUAUCCUCCGAGCAGGCCUCGCUUUCGCAGAGCAAGUGACAUCCAUUCUGCCGUCCGCAAGGAUUUUUCACCUAGGGAUGAGCAGGAAUGAGGAAACGCUGCUGCCAUCAAUUUACCUGAACAAGCUGCCUGCCAAAUUCCCAGAUGGAUGCCACAUCUUCCUCAUGGAUCCAAUGCUUGCAACCGGUGGAACAAUGGCGGCAGCAGUCAACCUGAUCGAGGAUCAUGGAGCUAACAUCGAGCAGAUAACAGUUACAUCCGCAAUCACUUGCCCUCCUGCCAUCGAAAACCUCAGGCAAUUAUUCCCAGGGUACGUUACCAAUACAAAAACACCAGUACUACAUCCGAACAUUGCUUACUGGCACUGGUUCCAGUAUUGCCUCAAAUUAAGCUAA
Molecule: messenger RNA, 528 nt
Organism: Setaria italica (foxtail millet)
Lineage: Eukaryota; Viridiplantae; Streptophyta; Magnoliopsida; Poales; Poaceae
Product: uracil phosphoribosyltransferase, chloroplastic-like
Exons: 7
Coding region: 1-528 (175 amino acids)
Source: RefSeq, a predicted model, not a curated record